GACACACAAGCAGGAAUAUCUCAGAAGGACAUCUAAUGUUAUCCCCGGAUUGUGACAUAAAAGAUAAUGACAGUAGACAGGAUUCUCCAGGAGCUAACCCCAUUACCCCAAUUAUACAUCCAGCUCUAUCAGCUGAUCCCUCUGAUCCUGGGAAAUGUUCUCCUGAUCACUCUGAUAUUGGUGCAUCUGUUACAGCUCUGAGAGUAAAUACAGAGUUUCCCUGUUCUGUAGAUGCCAAAUGUUUUACACAGAACACAAAGCCUAUUAACCCACAGACAGGUAAGGCAGGGGAGAGGCCAUUUCUAUGUUCUGAGUGUGGGAAAUGUUUUACACUGAAAUCACAACUUCUUACACAUCAGCGAAGUCACACAAGUGAGAAUCCAUUUCCAUGUUCUGAGUGUGGGAAAUGUUUUACACGGAAAUCAAAUCUUGUUAUACAUCAGAGAAGUCACACAGGUGGGAAUCCAUUUCCAUGUUCUGAGUGUGGAAAAUGUUUUGCAUACAAAUCAGAACUUGUUAAACAUCACAGAAGUCACACAGGUGAGAAGCCAUUUCCAUGUUCUGAGUGUGGGAAAUAUUUUACACAGAAAUCAAGUCUUGUUAUACAUCAGAGAAGUCACACAGGUGAGAAUCCAUUUCCAUGUUCUGAGUGCGGGAAAUGUUUUCCCCGGAAAUCAGAACUUGUUAAACAUCACAGAAGUCACACAGGUGAGAAGCCAUUUCCAUGUUCUGAGUGUGGGAAAUAUUUUGCACACAAAUCAAGUCUUGUUAUACAUCAGAGAAGUCACACAGGUGAGAAUCCAUUUCCAUGUUCUGAGUGCGGGAAAUGUUUUUCCCGGAAAUCACAACUUGUUACACAUCAGCGAAGUCACACAGGUGAGAAGGUAUUUCCAUUUUCUGAGUGUGGGAAAUGUUUUGUGCACAAAUCAGUUCUUAUUAGAUAUCAAAGAAGUCACACAGGUGAGAAGCCGUUUUCUUGCUCUGACUGCGGGAAAUGUUUUUCCUGGAAAUCACAACUUGUUACACAUCAGCGAAGUCACACAGGUGAGAAUCCAUUUCAAUGUUCUGAUUGUGGGAAAUGUUUUGCACAGAAAUCAGUUCUUCUUAGACAUCAGAAAAGUCACACAGGUGAGAAGCCAUUUCCAUGUUCUGUGUGUGGGAAAUGUUUUGCACACAAAUCAGAACUUGUUAAACAUCAAAGAAGUCACACAGGUGAGAGGCCAUUUCCAUGUUCUGAGUGUGGGAAAUGUUUUGCACUCAAAUCAGAUCUUCUUAGACAUCAAAGAAGUCACACAGGUGAGAAGCCAUUUUCUUGUUCUGAGUGUGGGAAAUGUUUUACACUGAAAUCACAUCUUGAUAGACAUCAGAGAAGUCACACAUCAGAGAAGUCACACAGGUGAGAGGCCAUUUCUAUACUAUGAGAAAUAUAUUAGCUCUUGUUGCACAAAAUAGACAUCAGUCAGGUGAGGAACCAUUUUAAUCUUCUGGAGUAUACUUAAAAUGAAGAAAAGAUGAGAUAUGAGGUGCACUCUGGAAGCUUAUAGGGGGUUAAUCAGAGAUGAACGCAGAUGUGACAUCACGCAGCCCCCUGGAAAA
Messenger RNA from Pseudophryne corroboree (corroboree frog), 1596 nucleotides. RefSeq names its product gastrula zinc finger protein XlCGF26.1-like. NCBI's taxonomy places the organism in Eukaryota, Metazoa, Chordata, Amphibia, Anura, Myobatrachidae. Gene Ontology annotation, biological process: regulation of transcription by RNA polymerase II. The transcript has a single exon. Bases 36 to 1400 code for a protein of 454 amino acids. Gene Ontology annotation, molecular function: DNA-binding transcription factor activity, RNA polymerase II-specific; RNA polymerase II cis-regulatory region sequence-specific DNA binding. The record is from RefSeq and is a predicted model, not a curated record.